AUGAAUAGUACCAGACUGCGUCACAUUGAAAAUGCAUUAAAUAAUUUUAAUUUCAUGUCCCCUUUGGACAUUUAUAUGCGUUUAUAUUUUAAAAGUAAUAACAUAAAGAAUAGAGAUAAACCUUAUAUUUCAGAACAUGUCUACAACAUUAUUAAAAAUAAAACUCUUUUAGCAUACCUGUCUUCCCCUGUUUCAUUGUACACCAAUAUAAUAAAAACCUAUUUUUCAUCGGAUAAAUGGAAAUACGAAAUGAAUAAUGAGAAAAUUCCUGCACAUGUCAGAUACUCUUUCCCAAAGGAAUUAUAUGAUCAACUCAUAAACUGUUAUGGUGAAAAAAAAACUAUUACUUUAAUGUCAAUUUUGAAUGAAAAGGCACCUGUUUUUUUACGAGUUAAUACUAAUAAAAUAUCCAGAAAUGAUUUAUAUAAAAAUUUAAUGAGCAAAGGUAUUAGUGUUGAAAAGUGCGUAAAUUCCCCAAAUGGAUUAUUAUUAACAAAAAAUCAAAUAUUAAAAAAUAUUCAUGAAUAUAAAAAAGGAUAUUUUGAAAUUCAAGAUGAAGCAAGUCAAAUAGUUAGUUCAAAAAUACCUGUCAAACCAGGUGAUAAAGUACUUGAUUAUUGUGCUGGGUCAGGUGGGAAAACAUUAGCUUUUUCAGGUUCUAUGGAAAAUACAGGAAAAAUAUAUUUACAUGAUAUACGAGAUAGAAUGUUAUCACAAGCAAAAAUUCGAUUAAGACGUGCUGGAAUUCAAAAUUAUAUUCUUUUAAACUCAAAUCAUAUUUUAUUAAAAAAAUUAUUUGGAUAUAUGGAUAUUGUGGUUGUUGAUGCUCCAUGUACUGGUACAGGUGCGUUAAGAAGAAACCCAGAAAUGAAGUAUAAAUUUACAAAUGAAAAGUUAUAUGAAUAUAUGGAUUUACAAAGAAAAAUUUUUGAAAAAGCUUUAUUUUAUCUUAAAAAAAAUGGUAAAAUUGCAUACAUAACAUGUAGUAUAUUGGAUGCUGAAAAUGUACAUCAAGCAAAAUAUUUUUGUCAAAAACAUAAUCUUUAUUUAUCGGAGCCACCAUUUCAUUCUUUGCCACAAUCGAAAUCUAUGGAUGGUUUUUUUUUAGCGAUUUUUGAAAGAAAAGAAUGA
Plasmodium vinckei vinckei is the source of this 1131-nucleotide messenger RNA. RefSeq names its product sun-family protein, putative. Bases 1 to 1131 code for a protein of 376 amino acids. Gene Ontology annotation, cellular component: nucleolus. The transcript has 2 exons. The record is from RefSeq and is a predicted model, not a curated record. Gene Ontology annotation, biological process: maturation of LSU-rRNA; rRNA base methylation. Gene Ontology annotation, molecular function: rRNA (cytosine-C5-)-methyltransferase activity. NCBI's taxonomy places the organism in Eukaryota, Apicomplexa, Aconoidasida, Haemosporida, Plasmodiidae.